This is a messenger RNA of Peronospora matthiolae, 450 nucleotides long. NCBI's taxonomy places the organism in Eukaryota, Oomycota, Peronosporomycetes, Peronosporales, Peronosporaceae. The record is from the annotation of a GenBank genome assembly.
AUGUCCUAUGCUCAUGAUGCCACCACCAAGAUCUCCAUUGACAAGUUCGACGGCGACAACUACGCGACGUGGAGCCGCUACAUGCGUGGCGUGUUCCUGACCAAGUCGGCGUGGCACGUGGUGAACCGGGAUACCACCCCCACCUUCGCCGAUCCUCGCGCCAGUGACGACUACGUCAAGACGAACAACAUUGCAGGCGUGGGUCGCGUGGGCGCGUUGAAGACGCUGUACGGCGGGUCGCAGAAGGCUGGACGCAUCUACUUGAAGCGCCAGCUGUUCAGCAUGGAGAUGGCGGAAGGCGGCAAUGUGAUGCAUCAUUGCAACGAAGUCCUCAACAUCAGCGCGAAUCUCAGCAGCAUCGGCGCCAAGAUGGAGAAUGAGGACGUUGCGAUCUGCUUACUGCGCAGUCUGCCCAAGAUUUCGAGAACGGGGUUCUCAACUUGGAGAUGA